This is a messenger RNA of Schizosaccharomyces cryophilus OY26, 1334 nucleotides long. RefSeq names its product glucan 1,3-beta-glucosidase Bgl2. Gene Ontology annotation, cellular component: cell surface; extracellular region; fungal-type cell wall. The transcript has a single exon. Gene Ontology annotation, biological process: carbohydrate metabolic process; cell wall organization. Gene Ontology annotation, molecular function: 1,3-beta-glucanosyltransferase activity; glucan endo-1,3-beta-D-glucosidase activity. NCBI's taxonomy places the organism in Eukaryota, Fungi, Ascomycota, Schizosaccharomycetes, Schizosaccharomycetales, Schizosaccharomycetaceae. The record is from RefSeq and is a predicted model, not a curated record. The coding region runs from base 202 to 1170 and encodes 322 amino acids.
AUGAGAAGUCCAAUUUAAUACUUAAAUAUAGCAAAAGCCGCAACUAUGUGUUAAAGAAAUACGUUUGAAUUCAGAAGUGAAAGCUUUUGUCUGAUCUUAUUUUCUUUUUUGGAAUUAUAUAAAAAGAAAAAAAAAGAAUUACUUUCAUUUACUUUCUUCGUUCUUGUGUUUUGAAUUAAAAAUAGAUUAGCAUUCAUCGUAAUGAUGCUUAUUCCUUCUGUGUUGACGGCUGCAUUAGCUCUCUUGCCGAGCACGGCCUUUGCAGUAAAUAAGUCGGCCUCUGAAUUAACUUCAUACAAUCCCGACACGUUACCCUAUAAUGGGACCAUGAAUUUCUGCAUUGGUGCUAAGAAUGACAACGGUGCUUGCAAAAGUACUGACGAUUAUUUGGCCGAUUUGAAUGCAUUAGCUAAUUACACAGACAGCGUACGUACAUAUGCUACGAGUGAUUGCAACACACUGGAGAACUUGUUGCCUGCUUUAUCUCAAGCAUCUCAUAAUUUCAGUGCUUACAUUGGUGUUUGGCCUACUGACGAUGCCCACUUCGGUCAGGAGAAACAAGCAUUAUCUCAAUUUUUACCCAAGUAUGGUGUUAACAACAUCAAAGGUAUAACUGUUGGCUCCGAAGUUUUAUACAGAAAUGACCUUAGUGCGAGUGCCCUUGCUGAUCGUAUUAACGAUGUUCGUGGUCUUGUCAAGAGUUUUGGCUUCGAUGUCCCUGUCGGUACAGCUGAUAGUUGGAAUCUCUGGGCUGCUGGUGCCGGUGAUGCUUCGAUCCAAGCUAGUGAUUUCAUCAUGUCCAACGACUUUCCUUAUUGGCAAGGUCAGAAUACUAGCAACAUGACCAAUACUUUCAUCUCAGACACUCUUACUGCUCUAGAUCGUGUUCAACAUGUUAAGGGUACCAACAACGUACAAUUUUUGGUUGGUGAAACUGGCUGGCCUACUGGAGGUCCUUCUUAUGGUGAAGCCGAUACUUCCAACGAUAUCGCCAAGCAAUUUUACCAUGAAGCCUUAUGUCAAAUUCUCAAGAAAGGCAUUGACGUUUACUACUUUGAAGCGUUUGAUGAGUCUUACAAGGGUACCGACAGCAAUGUUGAACCUCACUUUGGUGCUUUCUAUAGUAAUCGCGUUCCUAAGUUCUCUUUGAACUGCACUCAAGCAUCUUAAGUUCCUUCCAUCGUUAUUUAUGUAAAUAUGAUACCUUUAGCAUAGUUUAAUCUCAUACAUACGUCUUUGCAUUAUUUACCCGUCUUUCUGGUCGCACGCAGUAAAUUGAAAAAUGUUGUCCGAUCACUGUUCAUAAGCUUCAACCUAACUUUAUUUAUGUUUUC